UUUGUUCCCUGCUUCUUUGGCUCUUCCCCAACACCAGUUUAUAUCCUUAUGAAUUUUUCCUUUCCUUUGCAGAGAAGUCACCUAUGGAAACCCUUGACUGCUUCAGUGACUAUGUGUCACACACAGCCUGCACCUGGAAUGAAAGCCGGGAUGCAAGGAACUUUGUCAAGAUGAAGCUUCUUCAUAGCGACACAUAUCAGAAUAACCUCACACAGAUGACAUGUCAUUCCAAAGAAGAAGACUCACAGAUACAUUGGAGCUGCCACAAAAACCAGACAAUUUUCAAUGUCUGGUUGAAUAAUAUCUUCAUUUUCAAACCAGAUCAGGAACUGAAAGUCCGGGUGAAUGUCAGCCUCUUUAAUAAUGUACGACCUCCUCCACCCCAGGUUCGAGAUGUUGUUGUCACAAAGGAUGGUGACUACCUAUUGGCUUGGGAAGCAGGGGGUGGAACAAAUAAAAGACAUUGGCUGGAUGGAGCCCUGGACUUUGAAGUGACCUACAAAAGGCGCUGGGAACUCUGGGAGGAUUCCACCUCUGUCUUGAUGCCAAACACCUCCAGGUGCCUUUUCCUCCACGAUGACCUUGUGCCUGGGAGCCCCUACGUUGCUCGUGUUCGAAGCAAACCAAGACAAGGCGGUAGUCUUGUUGGCCGUUACAGUAAAUGGAGCCAUGAAGUCUAUUGGGAGACACCGAAAACAUGGAGAGAAGCGCAGCCCAAGAACCUCCAAUGUCUAUUUAAUGGCAUUGAUCAGCUAAAUUGCAGCUGGGAGGUGCGUCAAGAGGUCACCAGUUCAGUCUCAUUCACACUCUUCUACAAAGCCAGCCCAGAAACAGGAGAGAAGGAAUGCUCUCCAGUCCUUCAAAUGGAAUUGCCUUCCACCCGAUAUGUCCUGCAAAGCUGUGAGAUCAAUGUCACCAACCCCAAGAAGAUAAGCCAAUAUAUUGUGACUGUGCAGCCAAAAGAGGAAGAGAAAGUGAUGGAGGCAGCAAAACACAUCAAGGCAGCCCCACCUUUCAAGCUGUCUGUGUCAACCCAGGACAACAAGGAGUACAGCCUCAAAUGGGAAGUUAGGAAUUCAACUCUGCGAAUUCCAGAGACAUAUCAAAUCUCAUACUGGAAAACCGGAAAGCUUUCAGAGGACCAUUUGGGCAACAGUGACGACAAAUGGUUCACCUUCCCCUCAGAGUUGCUGGAACAGGACACAAGUUACACAGCAAAGGUGCGGGCAAAAGUCCGUGGUUACUCAUAUGAUGGUCCAUGGAGUGAAUGGAGCAAGGAAAUUGACUGGAGAACACACAAGGUUGUGCCUCCUUGGAGCAUUAUACUGAUUGCAGCAAUCUCGGUCAUUGUGAUGAUGGCGGGCAUGUGCUUCUGCCAUAGUUAUUUUCUCAGGAAGAGCAAGAAUUGGAAGGAAGCCAUCCCACACCCUCCCAAGGCGCUUCUUCUCCCAAACCUUUUCCCGAGACUAGAGUUGCUGAAUGGCUCAGAGGACAGUAGAAGCCAGAGCUCUGGGGAGGAAGUCAACAGCUGUACGUUGGAAAGGCUGGUUAGUCACCCAGAGCCUCUUGAAGCCUCCACUUCAGGGAAAACAACACCACAUUCCACGGCCUUCCAGGAUGUGAAAGGAACAGAACCUCCUGUGGCCAAUGCCUGCCAAUUUUUGGAUCAGCCCGACAAGGCACUCUGUAGCCACAAGGCUCGGAAGUUUGAUUUUGAUGGCCCAUACUUACUCUUCCCACCAGAGUCCUGUCCGCCUGAGAACCAGAAGGACUCGGAAGUUGCCUCUUUGGAAAGGAAAGAGAUGCCUGUGGCUCCGCAAUUUGUGGGACUGCCUCAUUGCUGUACUUUCCAGCAGCUUCCACCUGUGGGGAAAGAGAAAGAGCCGCCAGCGUCUCCUGCCCUUGUCCGAGAGCAGGAGAAACAACAACUUCUUCAAAGGCAAGAAAGCCGAGUGGCAAGUGACAGGUUGGAGAAGGAGGCAAAUGAAUGUUUGAGGUCACAAAGUCUUACUAGCACGAAGAACCAUGGUCAAAAUGAGUCCUUAGACUACAUUGCCACAGAAGAUCUAUCGCUAAGUAAAGAGAGGGACUUCUUGUUCCCCUCACCUCUGUUGGGCUCAAAGGCUGGAAGCCUUCUGUGUUCUGGGAUGGCCACAGCUGGCUCACAACUGACCCCAUCCAAGGAUGAUAUCUCAAGCUCACAGCUGGUCCAGAAGAAGGAAGCAGGUCCUGGGCACCCAGCUAAUGCUCCAGUCGUGUCCCAGGACUCAUUUAGUGACUACGUCACCAGCAUGCCCCAAACCCCAAGAUCCGUGCCAAAGGAAGGGCUUCCUUUCUCCCUAGAUGAGCCUAAACACAAGGGCUUCCUUUUAUUCCACCCUGGUGGCAACAGUAGCCCAGUUUUAUUAAGCCAGGUAGGUGAAUACUGUUUCUUUCCUGGCUCCAAGACCAUGGCGGAAGCCUCUAAGAGUCAAGCAGAAUCCGUACGGCAGCAACUAUCAGAAGUUAGUCAGAAAGGCACCAAGCCUCUCUGUGAGGACAAGCAUUUUGGGAACAAGCUGCAGACCACCCCUGCCCUGUGCCAAGACUUAAGAGUGGGUAUGCCUCACGCACAUGCAUGAACAUCAUUCUGUUGUCUUUCCUUUUGUCACUAGUAUUGAGCUUUCCUCCCAUUGUGAAAAGCAGAGGGGGGGGUGCUUGUGUGUGGUCCCUUCCAACUCUACAAUUCUUUGAUUCUGUAGGAAUGGCAGCAGGGACAAGAGCCCCCCUCCUCUCACAACACAGACUUGUUUGCCCUAAAAAGGGAUAAAUCUGUCUGUUUCAGUGUCUCCCCAGUUCUCAUUUUUUCCAGUCUUCAGUUCUCCACAGCUUCAUAUCAACGUGUGAUUUAUUUAUGUAUUUU
Molecule: messenger RNA, 2902 nt
Organism: Lacerta agilis (Sand lizard)
Lineage: Eukaryota; Metazoa; Chordata; Lepidosauria; Squamata; Lacertidae
Gene: CSF2RB
Product: colony stimulating factor 2 receptor subunit beta
Exons: 12
Coding region: 84-2621 (845 amino acids)
Biological process (GO): cytokine-mediated signaling pathway
Cellular component (GO): membrane; external side of plasma membrane
Molecular function (GO): protein binding; cytokine receptor activity
Source: RefSeq, a predicted model, not a curated record